Penicilliopsis zonata CBS 506.65 is the source of this 693-nucleotide messenger RNA. RefSeq lists its product as hypothetical. The coding region runs from base 80 to 562 and encodes 160 amino acids. Gene Ontology annotation, molecular function: RNA binding; translation elongation factor activity; ribosome binding. The record is from RefSeq and is a predicted model, not a curated record. Lineage: Eukaryota; Fungi; Ascomycota; Eurotiomycetes; Eurotiales; Aspergillaceae. The transcript has 4 exons. Gene Ontology annotation, biological process: positive regulation of translational elongation; positive regulation of translational termination.
UCCUCCGCUGUCCUCUGACCUUGUCUUUCUCUUCUUCGCGUCUUAAACUUUUGCAGUCCAUCCUUCUUCGACAUUCACAAUGGCUGACGAGCAUGAUCACACCUUCGAGUCCGCCGACGCUGGUGCGUCCGCGACCUUCCCCAUGCAGUGCUCUGCCCUGAGGAAGAACGGUCACGUUGUCAUCAAGGGUCGCCCGUGCAAGAUCGUCGACAUGUCCACCUCCAAGACCGGCAAGCACGGUCACGCCAAGGUCCACAUCGUCGCCAUCGAUAUCUUCACUGGCAAGAAGCUCGAAGAUCUCUCCCCCUCCACCCACAACAUGGAUGUGCCCAACGUCACCCGCAAGGAAUACCAGCUCCUCGAUGUCUCCGAGGAUGGUUUCCUCUCCCUGAUGGACGACAACGGUGCCACCAAGGACGACGUCAAGGUCCCCGAUGGUGAGAUUGGUGAGAAGAUCGACAAGAUGUUCCACCAGGACCAGAAGGACUGCAACGUCGUUAUCCUCACUGCCAUGGGUGAGGAGGCCUGCAUGGAAAUCAAGGAAGCCCCCAAGUCGGGUUAAAAAAAAUUCCCGAAUCUUAUAUUCUGGGCCCUUUCUACUUGUCGCCAAUCCUCAUGCUUCAAAGGUUCUCAUGUUCGUCAUAUCCUCAAUUUCGUGGAGGAUACGACAUUCUAGGCCACCCAUGACAUGCC